AUGGCCCCAGAACACGACGUCUUCCGCCGAGUCGGUCGGGGCGGGGCCGGCAACUACGUCCCCGCCGCCGACGCGGACCGGAGCUCAAAGGACCUUGAAGCCCAGCAACAGCAACAACAAGUCGACACCACGGCGGCGGCGGCGGCGGUGGGGACAUCGGGCCACGGAGCUGCCGCCCCCGCCGCCCGGCGCGCGGGUCGCGGCGGGGCGGGCAACUACGUCGAGGCGGAGCGCCUCCCCUCGGCGCGCGAGAAGGAGGAGGACCUGGCCGGCGAGGUGAAGGCGGCCGUGGCCUCGAGCCUCGAGCGCAAGGGCGGGGCGGGGGCCGCGUCGUCGCGGGGCAUGGGCGGGCGUGGCGGCGCGGGCAACUGGAACACGGAGAGCGGGCAGGAGGAUAGGGAGAGGGAAGAGGAGGAGGGAGAGGGGGGGAAAGUACAGGAGCUCGAGCGCAAGGUCAAGGAGGCGGUGGACAAGGGGCUGCGGAUGCCGGACAAGGUGCAUCAUGGGAGGGAUAAGGGAAGCGGCAGCAGCUGA
Messenger RNA from Purpureocillium takamizusanense, 534 nucleotides. RefSeq lists its product as uncharacterized. NCBI's taxonomy places the organism in Eukaryota, Fungi, Ascomycota, Sordariomycetes, Hypocreales, Ophiocordycipitaceae. The coding region runs from base 1 to 534 and encodes 177 amino acids. The record is from RefSeq and is a predicted model, not a curated record. The transcript is spliced from 2 exons.